GGGGCGGGGGGGUGGGGGGGACGCGGUUCGGACACCCAGCCCCGACCCUGCCCUCUUGGCCGGCAGCCGCGCGGGGGUCCCCGGGGAGCGCCCCUCUUCCGCCAGCGGGGGCAUGCGGGUCGGGCCGCUUUGUCUGCCCCGCACCGGGGCCCCGCGCGGCGGGCGGGCGGGCGGGCGGGCGUUGGGCCCGGGCCUGGGCCAGCGGGUCGUGGGGGGGAUGCGCGCCGGGAGCGGCCGCCCCGCACCGGCGGGACUGACAGGUCGGCCGGCUGGGGUCCGGGGUCCUCCCGCGCCCCUUCGCGGGGGAAGGAAGCGCGGUCCCGGGAGGAAGGCAUGGGUUCGGUCGCCCCGCCGCCGGGUGUGCGCGGAGAGAAGGCAGCCGUCUGGCGGCUUGCGGUCCGGGCACUGGCCCCGAAGGUGAAAUUGGGCACAUAUUAGACACCGGUUUGGAAGGGUGUUCUUGAACACCACUGACAACGCCGUUCUGACAGUAUUUCAUGACAAUGGAUGGUGACAGUUCUACAACAGAUGCUUCUCAACUAGGAAUUUCUGCAGACUAUAUUGGAGGAAGUCACUAUGUUAUACAGCCUCAUGAUGAUACUGAGGACAGCAUGAAUGAUCAUGAAGACACAAAUGGUUCAAAAGAAAGUUUCAGAGAACAAGAUAUAUAUCUUCCAAUUGCAAAUGUGGCAAGGAUAAUGAAAAAUGCCAUACCUCAGACGGGAAAGAUUGCAAAAGAUGCCAAAGAAUGUGUUCAGGAAUGUGUGAGUGAGUUCAUCAGUUUUAUAACAUCGGAGGCCAGUGAAAGAUGCCAUCAAGAGAAACGGAAGACAAUCAAUGGCGAAGACAUCCUCUUUGCCAUGUCUACCUUAGGCUUUGACAGUUAUGUAGAACCUCUAAAAUUGUACCUUCAGAAAUUCAGAGAGGCAAUGAAAGGUGAGAAAGGCAUUGGUGGAGCAGUCACAACUGCAGAUGGAUUAAGUGAAGAACUAACAGAGGAGGCAUUUACUAACCAGUUACCAGCUGGUUUAAUAACUGCAGAUGGUCAACAACAAAAUGUUAUGGUUUACACAACAUCAUAUCAACAGAUUUCUGGUGUUCAACAAAUUCAGUUUUCAUGAUCUGAAGAAAUGAUGUAGUGGAGUAGGAAAAGCAAGUCUGUACGAUUCCGAAGCAGAGACAUUAGAAGGACUGGGAAAAGCUGUCUCUCUGUAUAUUAAAUAGCUGUAAUGUAGCUUCCUGAUGCUUGACUAAUUGAGGUGUUAAUUCUGACUUGAGAAUCUUUUUCAUGAAUGAUUUUAAAGAAAAAUUUGGAUUUUAAAGGUAUUAAAGUAUUUUUGUUUUGUACGAGAGUUUGUUGCUCUGUAUGACUCCUGUAUGCAUUGUAUAUUGCAAUUUAUUACUGUCAGAGAUUUGUAGACAGUUUCUUAUUUUCAUAUUGAAUCAUGUUACUUUUGUAAUUCAAGUAAGCAGCUGGGUUAAUUCAUGAUGUUUGCCCUUUUAAUAAAAUACAAGGGUAGAGUUCA
This is a messenger RNA of Eptesicus fuscus (big brown bat), 1526 nucleotides long. RefSeq names its product nuclear transcription factor Y subunit beta (gene NFYB). Lineage: Eukaryota; Metazoa; Chordata; Mammalia; Chiroptera; Vespertilionidae. Bases 498 to 1121 code for a protein of 207 amino acids. Gene Ontology annotation, cellular component: nucleus; CCAAT-binding factor complex. Gene Ontology annotation, molecular function: RNA polymerase II cis-regulatory region sequence-specific DNA binding; protein heterodimerization activity; DNA-binding transcription activator activity, RNA polymerase II-specific. The transcript is spliced from 8 exons. The record is from RefSeq and is a predicted model, not a curated record. Gene Ontology annotation, biological process: regulation of transcription by RNA polymerase II.